Messenger RNA from Octodon degus (degu), 639 nucleotides. Its product is annotated as EF-hand calcium-binding domain-containing protein 10. Gene Ontology annotation, molecular function: calcium ion binding. Lineage: Eukaryota; Metazoa; Chordata; Mammalia; Rodentia; Octodontidae. The record is from RefSeq and is a predicted model, not a curated record. Bases 132 to 530 code for a protein of 132 amino acids. The transcript is spliced from 4 exons.
ACGCGCAGAGGCACCCAGCCCCGCCCUCAGGGUCCGCGGGAGGCAGUCACGUGACCACGCCAGGGAGCGGGGGCGGAGUCAAGCGGCCGGGACGCCGCCUGGUCGCCUGGCAACGGCCUGGACGCUGAGCUAUGGAAGGGCUGAAGAGCAGGGAACUUCAAGCCAGAGAUUAUUUGGAAAAACAUCGGAUCAUGGAGCUGCUGCACCACCUCACCAGCGUCCUCCUCUUUGUUCGGCCUCCAAAACCAAAAGAGUAUUUAAUCUCUCUUUUGGAACGUCUGAGAAUUGCGAAAAUCACUGGCGUCGCGUUUCCUUUCUUCGUGGAUAACUCGAACAUCGUGGCUAUGUUUGACAUGAUGGACUCCUCGGGCAAAGGCACCAUAUCAUUUGCUCAGUAUAAAGAAGCCUUGAAGAACCUGGGUCUGUGCGCUGCAGAUGAAGUCUUUAAUGACGACGGACACAGAAUAGCUCUGGAAAAAUUCAGGGAUGAAGUGAAUACAAGGACUUGGAAAAUAUGGAAGGCUUUUUAGUAACACCAUAAAUCCAAGCAAAUAAAUGAUUCUAUAAAAUUUUCAUUUAUCCAGUUUUGUUAAUUCACAACUGUAUCACACAGCUUGAAAUCCAACUGCCUUUUUGUUU